Molecule: messenger RNA, 1593 nt
Organism: Ostertagia ostertagi
Lineage: Eukaryota; Metazoa; Nematoda; Chromadorea; Rhabditida; Trichostrongylidae
Source: the annotation of a GenBank genome assembly
AUGCUUUCCGAGACUGGCUUGUCGCCAAUUCGAAUCCUCAGCCCCUGGAGCUGCACUUCGCAGUACUCGCGUACGACCGAAUGUCAGCUCAACGAAACGCCCAAACAGCUGAAUUGGCUCGAUCGAUCUACCAACAAAUAUAAAUUCUCUUCGAACGGCUUCCUGUUGUUUAGCUUUAUCCCUCACAAAAUUCGACAAGAGAUCGGUACACGCCUGAAGUCACGCGGGUUCCGCGGUUUUCCUGACCCAAGAUUAUUCGCAGGUGUAUUGCCAUAUCUUGACUCUUUUCUGCGUCAGCAGCACGAGCAAUUCGUUUGUUCCGAGGAGUUUCUCGAAGCAUUCAAUAGGGUGAAUAUGAGCGAGGAUUCCGGCGAUUUUCCUACGGAACGACGACGAUCAGCUACGAGUUCAAAGAAACCUCAGCUCACAGCAGAAACAUUGAUGAAAUCGAGACAUGAUAGGGAGCAUGUCCUAGGCGAAAGUUCCUUGGAAAAGAUGUACCCUACAUCGAGCAUUCCUCGUCCCUAUGUGUGCCAUGCGACGACCAGCCAAAAUGAUAGCGCCGUAUCGUCAUCAUUCUCAUCCGACGCUAAUGGACAUCGACCUACAAGAUUACGCAGCAUUCGGGAGGAACACCUUCGAGGGAAUCCCACGACGUUUGCAAUCCCGCGUGUUGAACAUCAUUCAAAAGGUGAUACGAUGCAAUUUGAUCAUAACACCGAGGAAGGGAGGCGAAUGUUUGCUGCUGUGCUGUGCAAGAAGCUGAAUCGACUACAAGCGAGACGCGAACGAAACGAUGAAACCGAACGACAACUGAGAGAUAUUGAAGAUCGAAAGUGUACUACACGCGAGCUGAUUUCAACUUCCGAAGCCGUUCAUGAUGUAGCAUGUGAUGACGAUGAUGAUGUGGAGUGCUACCUAGAGCGAAUGAGGGAAGACAGUCUGAAAGCCUCUGCAAAUCGCUCACCGCGACUCAAUGCCCUCUCACCAACGACUGUUUUCUCCGAGCGUGAACGUGCAAAAUCUGGAUGUGGCACUGCUGGAGGUAAUACUAUGGGAGUUAUGUCGAUGUCGAUGUCGUCGUAUCCACGCUCAGCGAAUCAGUUUGCUCCACCACCUUUGCCGAAUACGUUCAAUACUUCUGGCGUAUAUUACAAGGAAUCAAGGAAUGCAAACCAAACAGCUUUGAUUUACGAUUCUUCUGGAGUGGAAUCGAUGGCACCAUCAGCUUUCUCAGACACUUCAAGAGGCUCGCGACGUAUGCCGAUGAUUCCACCUGGAUUGAGCACUCCUCGAAAGACUCGCCGAUCCCUUCCAUCUGCAGGACAACAGCUGAUGACUAUAUCCUACAAAGGAAUUGAUGGAGUGCCAGUAGUUGCGCAUGUUCCUGUGUCUCAAGCAGGGUUGACGCUGAAGGAGUUCCGCCGGCACUUUUCCAUUUCCUCUCAUUCUAACGUGCAGUUCUUUUUCAAAUCGACAUGCGAGGAUGGCUCUGCCCCGUAUCAACUCCUCCUGGUGAACGACGAUUCCGCCUAUCUUCCCAUAUUUGAAGGAAGAAUCACAGCCGAACUGAAAAAAAUAUCGCCGGAAUAG